Messenger RNA from Phasianus colchicus (ring-necked pheasant), 10685 nucleotides. RefSeq names its product gamma-aminobutyric acid type A receptor subunit pi (gene GABRP). The record is from RefSeq and is a predicted model, not a curated record. Gene Ontology annotation, cellular component: membrane. NCBI's taxonomy places the organism in Eukaryota, Metazoa, Chordata, Aves, Galliformes, Phasianidae. Gene Ontology annotation, biological process: monoatomic ion transmembrane transport. Gene Ontology annotation, molecular function: GABA-A receptor activity; extracellular ligand-gated monoatomic ion channel activity.
CCUCAUCUCUGGGCACCCUGUGCUUCUUCCUUUAUAUCCAGUCUAAAUCUCUCCUCAUUUAGUUUAUAUGUUACACAUUGUGAGAAUAACCAGAAACAAAAGGUCUGAUUUAAUUUUUCUCUAUAUUUGUUGAUUUUAUUUUUAUGCCCCUCUAAUUCCUUUCUGUUGAAAUGACUUAAUCUCAUUAUUUUCAAAUUCUGCUCACAUGAGAAUCUUUCCAUAGUAAUUAUCUUUUUUUUUUUUUUUCCCCAUUUCCUCAUCUGGCAUACUCAGAACUGAGCAGAGUACUCAGUGAAGCCUCUCAGUAAACCACCUCUGCUUUAUUUGCUUUUAAUGCAAGAAGAUCCUACAGCCUUUAUCCAUUUCUGUAUGUAGAUGGUCUGGAAGGGUGCACCAUUUUGUGUCCCACGAGGGAGUUAAUGUCAUGCAUGCUUGUCUUGGCUGAUAGGAACAAGAAUAAUUAAGUCUCACAUAAAAUACCUGCACAUACACAAUGGAGGAGACUAAGUGAGCAGAACUGCUGAGGUGGGAGGGACCGUAUAUAUAGGGUUACAAUUACAGGGUUGGCAAGUUGAGAGCAAAAUCAUAGAAAGCAAAGUUGCUUGGCUGGUGAUCUCUGUGCCUGUUAGGAAGGAAGAUGAGCUUCUUGCACCCGGCCCUGGAUCCCUGCCUGCAGUGAGGGGCAGGUUUCCUGAAUGAAUGAAACCAGUGCUCAGCAAUAAUUCCCCAACAAGAUGGAGCACGGGCAGCUGUGAGCUCACGGAUUUGCAGCCAUAGAAGAUAGGAAAUUUCAGGCAAGUUUACAUUGCAGCUGGAGUUAAGACACCCAGUGCAGGAGGAAAAUGUGCCUGGAGCGAGUUAAAUUUCUGUAUAAAACAAAUUACUUAUAAAUUUUAUAGACAUGGCAUUUGUUUAGAGUAAAUGAAUUGACCAAACAGAAGCUAAGCUUGAUGUUCCAGAGGAAGAAUUUAUUUCACGUAAGUAAACCUCAUUUUUAUAUAACUUAAGGCUUUCUGCAUGUAUUUGAAGGACUCUGCCCUGCAAGCUGCAGGCAGAGCUGUGUGCUGGGUGGGAGAUGUGAGCAAUGGUUGCCAUUCCCGCAGCAGCUUGAAGGAUCAGAGCAUCUUUAAAACAUAAAUGCAUUACCUGGGCAUGGCUUUAACACUCUUAAAUAAGGACUGAACCUGAUUUUAUAUUAACAUUUCUUGUAUCUUGGAGUUACCUCUAUCUUUCAUUGGAAUGAAUAAGACAAGAACCAGACCUGCAGUGUAUGGUGUCAUGUAAGUAACAGCAUAGUUUUCCUGCUCUCAUGCUGCCCUAAACUAACAGUACUAUCUAUGGGAUUGGUGUAUAUAAAUCUCUGCUAGCACACAGAAUAGAGUCAAUAAAUCAUGCUGUUAGUGCAGCCAGGCCCUUGGGACAGCUGCCUUUGGUGCAGCUCCUGUCCCAUCACCACUGUGUGAUCCUGUCCAUACACAGGGGCUGGUCCCACACAGCACUGAGCUCUGCCUCUCACUGAAACACAGCAAGGGCUGCCCCAAACAAGCAGGGUGUGUGCUGCAGCCUCAGUGAGGCCCUCGGUGGUGCUGCUGUUCCUGAAACCGAGAGGUCAUUUUUCAUGUGAUGUCAUGACAGCGGUGCGGAUGGAAAGAAUCCACUUUUUACCAAUAGCAAAAGUUCACGGAAGUUCUUGAAAUUUCUGUGGGUAUGAUGAAGUCACCUGUUUACCCAUCUGUGAUUGCUGAUAAGCACUGAAGGCAGGUGAACAGUAAAAAGCAGAUUACAGAAGGUGGCAUCUGCCUGGCACGUGCCUUGUUGAGCUGAGGCUAACACAGCUUCAGCAUGUGCCUCCUGCUCUUCUAGGCAGAAAUCGGGCUGCUGGUGAUCUCCAUUCUGUCCUGCUAUCAGACAAGCUGGCUGAAAUUUGAGUUCUUCAAACAGGGAAAUCAAUAGGGAAAAAAUGUUUUGUUUAGGAAAAAAAAAAAAUUUGAGAUUUGGACAGAAUGCUAAAAUAGGAAAGGCUUCAUGUCAGUGUGGUUUGUUAGCAGACUUGCAAGUCUUCUCUCUGCCUUUAGUUUAAAAAUAUUAAAGCAGAAAAAAAGUUAAAAAUUCAGACAACUCAUUUUAGUAUUACCCACUUGUGUGGUGCUGCUCCAUGUCUCAUCCCCUUUGCCUGCAUCCACAUCUGAUGUCGCCUUUGGUCCUGACCAGCUGAGGGCUGAGCUUGUGUCUCUGUUGACACACAACAGGAUCUCACUAACUACUUAGUUCUGUAAAAAUAAGGUUAAUUCUGUAUACGUUGAUUUUAGCAUCAGAUCUGUAAGGUUUCCAGUAGGAGUGGCUUGCAGAAAUAUGUGGCACGUUUUCUUGUUUAAUUUUUCUCUUCCUUGUAGUAGCUCCACAUUUUCUCCUGGCCUGACAAAAUAGAUAUUUAACAUAGAAUCACAGUACCAUUUGAGUUGGGAGGUAACCUUAAAGGUCAUCCCAUCCAACUCCCUGCAAUGAAUAGGGACACCUACACUGGAUCAGCUGCUCAGAGCCCCAUCCAGCCUGACCUUGAGUGUCUCCAAGGCCAGGGCAUCCACCUCAUCUCUGGGCAACAUAAAAAAAUUAUUUCAUGUUAAACUCUAAAUUUGAGGUACUUGACAGGCAAAUCAUUUUGAAUGAACUGAAAAUAAAAGCUCUGUGACUUGCUUGGCCAGUAAAUUAAAAUUGUUAGGCUUCAGUCACUCAGACCUCUUCUAGAUAAACUUGCUGACCUGGAUGUGAUAUCUUGGCUUCUACACAGCCUGUUAAAUCUGAUCCCAAAGUCCACAAUGCUCUUCUUCUUUCAUGGGUUUGUAAUUGUAUGUAGCAACUACUGCCAUCAUAGAGGUGGCCAAAGAAAGCUCGGCAUUGGAUGGUGCAGCCAGCCAUGAAACUGGAAACUCCUGAUAAUGGUGGCGUGAUGCUUUCCAUCCCAGUUCCCUCAGCCACUAUUACUGCCUGCAGCUCACUGACUCAUCCUGUGGCUCUGCUCUUGUAGCUGGUUUUCCAGAUUCUUGCAACAGCUCCUCCUGCCUGGCUCUGGGAUGUCGUUUGCCUUGAGAAUAUCAGAGAAUGUGCUGAUCUGCUCUGUGCAGUGAGACACGGAUGGGGCUUUCACCUGUGAAGUGGGAGGUAGUGUGGGCCUGUAGUGCUUUCUGUUUCCCUUGCUGUGUUAUGCUUGAUGAGGAGUGGAUCACUGAGGGUGAUGCUGACAGCAGUGCAAAGCUAUCCGGGCUCCACCAGGUGUCAGUGUGCACCUCUCUACUGUGGUAUUUCUCCUUUUGUGUUUUCAUUCUUACCAGCCCUUCCAAAUUAAAGGAAUGUAGUAGAAUUAAGGAACAUAGAACUGAGCAUUAGUGGAGGUUAUACAUGUGGUGUAAAUCAGCAUUAUUUCAUGAACUUCUAUGGGAGCAGAUGCAGGCUUAACUACUGAGGAGUCUGGUUGCAUGUUUUGCUGUAAUACUUGCAUCUUUGAAUAAUUCCCUGUCAGUAGGCAGAGCAUGGAGCUGGGCGAGCUGUUAGUUCUCAAGGUUUUCUUUAUUUCUGAACAUAUGCAAUAAAUGAUUUUAGGUAACACUGGUGGUGCAAGCAAAGCUUCCACAACUACUGGUAUUGCCUGUGCUGUGCUAUUACAUACAAAAUGUCAAGAUUAAACAGUGCCUAAAUUUGUUUUCCUAUUAAAAGUCAACUGCAAUCCUUUACUAAAUAGAGAAACAUAAAUGCACAAUCUUAAAACUGUUCCUUCCCAGCAUACUGUACUCAUGAAGCUAGUAAUCUCUGAUGAAAGCUUUUGAACUGUAGAAGCAGAAUUGUAGUUCUACUUACUGAUAUACUGUAAUUCCUAGGUUUCCACAAAAAGCAUAGUCUCACAGUUUUGGCACUUCUCUCUCUGUAUUUAUUUCAAUACGUAGCUGAGAACUGCUUUUGUUAUAUUCAGUUUUAGGCACAGAUGUCACCCUUUUCUGGCCUGUGAGUGCUCUGGCAUAUUGAGUUUCUAGCUCUGUUGGGUACUUACAGACCACUGCUUCCCAACCCUCGAUAUACUUGUCUUCACAGCCGUGUUUGGAAGGAGGAAAACAGGACUGUGGAGUUCAUUUGGGUGUGUGGAAGCAGCAGUUAGAGAUUUAUCCAGAUUGCUUUGGUUUGUUUCAAUCUACUGUCUUUGGUAGAUAGAAGUCACACACGUGGCAGUGUGUUUCAGUUAACAAGAGCCGUAAACAAGGCUUUACAAGAAUGCUUUUUACAACAUAAGAGGCCUCCAUGCAUUAGUCAUCAAAACAAACAGAAUUUGACUUAUUUUUUUCAAAACAAGGUCUUAGUAACUGGGACAGAUAGACAGAAUGAAAUUCAGAAACGGAUGCACCAAAAUGCUAGGAAUUACAACUCCUUUGCAAUAGGGAUGUUUGUGAGGGAUGUCCACAAAGGGUUCCUCAGCUGAAAUGUAUCAGUUUUUAUACUUAAUCACAUGCUGGUUUGUUAAAUUACCCUUUCUUACUUUACUGCACUGAUCCUUCUUUUCUCAUCAAAAUCGUGGUGUAAUGCUGUGUGAACAGGUAGAUGAUUAAUCUCUGUAGCCCUUUAUGAUUACCUGGUACUGAGGAGCUGCUGGGAACAUCUGGAAACAUCUGAACACCAUGUUAGGACAAAAAGUGCAAUGACUUGUUAGGAAUUCAGAUGUUAGACAGAUAUUAGAGCAUAUUUUACUUAGAAACAUAUCCUGUCUUUCUCCAGUGGGAUUCUUGUCGUAUGGCCCUGCAUUUGUGGUGCUUUGAACGUUCAGGUAUUGCCACUGGCUGUGUACAAAGAUGUCCCUGCUGCCUGGAGCACAACUGUUCCAUAGCACAGCACCAGAGCUGUACACUUAGCUGAGAAGGCACAGUGUCCUCUGGGCUGUGGUGAGCUACUGCAGGAAGGUUCUAACCCAAGCAGAAAAUUCCCAACCCUCGGGUUACUAUGGAAUAGCCACAUUUGGUGUUGAAAUGCUCAUUCACAGUUGUGCAAGUCAGGGCUCAGGGACUGGUGCUUUGUACAGCCAUUCCCAAUUUGUGACAGUGUGACGGAGAGGAAAACUUACAUCUAUCUAAGAAUGAUGUUGCUUUGCCACUACCUGUAGGUAAACUGAUACACUGAGGUACACUUCAAACAGUCUAGUGGUCAAGCACUGUUGUAUUUCCAGCUCAAACUAGUGAUGGUCCAGUAGCAGUGUCUCCUUGGCAGCUGUGCCUUCAUCAGCCUGUUGCAGCAGCAGCUUGCAGUGAGAGCACACUGUUGUAUGGCAGUUAUCCAUAUCUCCAAUAAAGGUGUGCAGCUGAUGCAGCCUUUCAGGCAGAAAGCAGGGAUGCAGAGCAGAGCAUUGUCAGAGUUGCUCAUUGUGGCACCAGCAUGAGCCUGUGGGAGUUCCAGGCCAGAAUCCAGAUUUUGGUUCCACUCCCAGAAAGGUCAACGAAACCCAUUUGAAGGAGAAUGAUUUCAUCCCGUUCUGCACGCUGAGCAACUCGCCAAUGUUACUGCUAAUAGCAUGGGCUACUUCAGGUACAAGCUAAUGGAGUGCAACACUACAGAGUUUCUGUGCAGGUGAUUAGUGGAGCACAGGAGUGUAGGAUGCUGAGUCUGUCGUAAGUGGGAAGGAUCUCAUGUGGUUUCAGAGACCUUUAGGAAAUUCUUAAAUAUUUACCUAUUUAAUCAAUUCUUUCCUUUGGUGUCAUUCUCAACAUCAACUAAUCACCACCCCAUGCUGAAAUGAAACCCCUGUCUAAAACACCAGACUGAAAUCUGGUGACGCUGCAAAAGGACGUUUGGAACCGAGCAUCUCUUAUGAGGAAAGUGUGAAAAUAGCAUGGUGCUGAAAAAUGAUUCGAGCUAGAAGGAAAACACAGGUGUCACUGUGUGUUGAGGAUGUUAAACACUGCUGUGUGGGAUUCUGACUCUGUGCAGCACUUCUUUUCCAUGUCCCUUCACUUAAAAUAGAAUCACAGAAUUGCUCAGGUUGGAAAAGACCUUAAAGAUCAUGAAGUCCAACCGCAACCCAACCACACUACCCUAACUCUAACAGCCCUCCACUAAAUCGUGUCCCUGAGCAAAUAGUUCUUCUUAAAUCACAAAAAUCUCCUUUUCUUUCACAGAAGAGCAGAGCAGAUUCUGAAAUAAUCUCCAGAGAUGUUCUGCAGAUAUUUUUGCUUCUUCAGUCUGUGUCUUUUCCUUCAAACACAAAGGAAAUGCUCACUGGGACGUGUGUCCAGUCUGGGUGGCAGUGAUGCAGCAUCCUUGCCUGGAUUUGAGAACCUCACAAUGGGAUACAACAAAUACCUCAGGCCCUUCUUUGGUGGAGAACCUGUUCAAAUUGCAAUGAGCCUGGACAUUGCAAGUAUUUCUAGUAUAUCUGAGAGUGACAUGGAUUACACAGCCACCAUCUACCUGCGGCAGCGCUGGACAGACCCACGCUUAGUCUUUCAUGGCAACAAGAGCUUCACGCUGGAUGCUCGUCUAGUGGAAUUGCUCUGGGUACCAGACACGUACAUUGUGGAGUCAAAAAGGUCCUUCCUGCACGAUGUCACUGUGGGGAACCGCCUCAUCAGAUUGUUCUCUAAUGGCACUAUCUUGUAUGCCUUAAGAAUUACUACUACUGUUGCUUGUAACAUGGACCUAUCAAAGUAUCCCAUGGACACACAGACAUGCAGACUGCAGCUAGAGAGCUGGGGAUAUGAUGAAAGUGAUGUCAUCUUCACAUGGCUGAGAGGAAAUGACUCUGUCCAUGGCAUAGAAAAGCUGCGGCUCUCCCAGUACACAGUGGAACGUUACUACACCCUCAUCUCAAAGUCACAGCAGGAAACGGGCAGUUACCCACGACUGAUACUGCAGUUUGAGCUGAGAAGAAACGUCCUUUAUUUCAUUUUGGAGACCUAUGUGCCAUCUACUCUGCUUGUGAUGUUGUCCUGGGUUUCUUUUUGGAUCACUCUGGAUUCAGUGCCUGCGAGAACCUGCAUUGGAGUAACAACUGUGCUUUCCAUGACAACUCUGAUGAUUGGCUCACGAAGUUCGCUUUCAAAAACCAACUGUUUUAUUAAGGCCAUUGAUGUUUACCUCGGCAUCUGCUUCACCUUCAUCUUCGGUGCCCUCGUGGAAUAUGCAGUGGCUCACUACAGCUCAUCACAAAAACGUACAGCUAAAACACCUCGAGAGGGGUCUGCAAAUGAACUUACUAAAGAAAUGGAAGAAAUGAACAUCGCUGGCAUCCUCAGCAGCUCCAUCACCAGCUACAAACAGCAAAUUAGUUUUACAGGCAUUGAGAUUUCCAGUGAUAAUAUCAACUGCAGUGACUUGACCAUGAAAACUCAUGAGAAAAUCAAAUGCUUCUUGAGAAACAAAAUGUACAGGAUUAUCGGUUAUUUCACAAUUCAGAACCCCAGUAAUGUAGACCACUACUCCAAAUUGCUUUUUCCAUUGUUUUUUAUGCUGGUCAAUGUGUUUUAUUGGGCUUAUUAUUUAUAUUUUUAGCGGGAAUGGGUUUUUGUGUUCUCCCACUUCAGUGGGAAAGGAAUCCUGCCAAUGGUCAUCUCGCUACCUAACCUCAGUGAAUCCAGCAUAGACAAAAUGCGCUGUGUUUCCUGAGGUCUGGAGCAAAAGAGUGGGUGGGGUAUGUGAGAUGCAAAGCCUUCAUGCUUCAGCAUUCGCAACAGUGACUCUGGACACUUGCUUGUCCAGCUGAGUGGCUUUGCUGGGCUUUUGGCUGGUACGGGCUCUUCAUUCCAACACACAGCCUCUCUGGCCAGGGAAGGAUCUGUAGGACUGCAUGUGGCAGUCCACAGAUUACCAGAGGUAGCAAAAUUAUCCUGAUAACCUGAAGUGGAUUGGAACCUUCUAGUUUAGAUCUCUAUCAGGAUGUACAAUUAUAGCUGUUCUUCUGUGUUUGCCAGAGAUAACAGUAACAGGGACUGUGGCUGCCAUCUCAAUAGCUCCUCUGUUCAAAUAAGGGAACCCAAAGGCAGCAGUGUGCUGUGCACAGAGGAAUGGCUCCUGUGCAUGGCACUUCCCUGUCCCAGGGAUGAUGCAGCACCAGAGCAGUGAUUUCAGUGAUGCUGGCAGCAGCAAAGUGGUAUGCCUUGCUGUUUUUAAUACCUGGCAGACUCGGUGAGGUAAUCCCCAUUUGCUGAAGUUACCCAUCCCUAAGACAGAUGGAUGGGCUCUUCGUUUGUAAAGGUGUUUUGUUGUUGUUGUUUGUUUUUUGCUUUUUUUUCCCCAGAGAUUUGGGUACAGAGUCUAUGGGCAACAAAAGCCUUUUAUAACGCAUCUCGUGCUCUUCCUGUUGGGCUGCUUGCUGUUGUGCUGCACUUGAGCAGACUUCACUCCCUUCCAUGUCUUCCUCACAAAUAGAUUGUUUUUCAUCCUGGAGAGAGCCUUCAGUUUUCACUCUCAUAAGUAGCCCUUGUUUCUUGCCAGUCAUGCAAGAAUGGCCAGUUUGCUGUCCCUCUUUAUAUAUGGCUCUGCAGCUGUGGUGAGUCAGCAGUUCUGUUGGGUGAAAAAUCCACGAGUGGGGCUCAAGGCACAAUGAUCCAAAUCAGCUUUUUCCUUUCUAUUUAAGUCUGAAAAAAUUUGGGAACCAAAUGGCAAUUGUACUAUGUAUCUUCAGGAAGGGUCUCCAUUUCCCAAUUUAAAAAUCAACGUGUAUAGCAUGCUUUUUUCCCUCCUUUUUGGUUUAUGCAACUUUCAUUGCUUUGAAGGUAUAGUCUUGCAGUUUCGUAGGCAAAAAAGUAAUGACUGUAGUGGCUGCCAGUCAGCAGGAGCUUGAGCUGAAUGAGGUCUCAGCAUGCAGUUUAUAUCCUAGUCUCAUGCCUGCAUGAGUCCACAGUCUUACUGGGACUUGCUAUAGAAGGUGGGCAAAGCACGUGAAACUAUAGAUUAUUUUUUUAAACUUUAAUAACUUUUUAUUGAACCACCUCACCACGCUAUAUUGUGAAGGAUCUAAGCCACAUAUUCAUAAAUCAUAGAUUUUACAAAGAGCAGCACAAAAAGACAAAGGGGAACAGACUUACAGUGGCAAGUGAAUAAACACAAACUCUAAUAAUGAAAUGUUGGCUUGUAUAUACUGGCAUUUAAACUCCAUUCCAUAAAAUGUAAUAAAGUGAAUAUUGGUGAUAUGAACACAAACCCCCAGAGAGAUCCUCUAUUAAAAAAAAAAAUAAAAAUCAUUGCCCUCUUUCUUUGUCAAUUUCUUUCUUUAAAACCCAACUAAAAUGCCUUGUGCGCUCCGUAACAGCUGCCAAAUAUUAAUGUUAACAAAAGGAAUUUCUUUGUACAUUAUGGCAGAAGACGUAUGAGUUGCCUGAGCUGCCACUCUCAGUGCUUGCUUUCAAUAGAUGCUGCUUUUUUAUUUUACUUUUUUAUUCUUCUGUGGCUUUGAGGUUGCUCAGGGCUGGUUCUAAGUUACACAUCUGUGCAGCAAAGUGUCCUUCACAGGCUGGGCCAAGUGAGAGGCACGUUGUCUUGAAAAGUGUCAGCUCUAUCUGCUGAUUUUGUAAAUGCAUGGAGGGAGGGAAAGAAAGUGGUAAGAGGAGGAUUUUUUUUUUUUCAGUACCAUAUGAAAGUAUUACUAAGGAGCUACUGGAGUGGACAAAGGAAACGUCUAAAAAAGGUUUUUUAAAAAACUCAAUAUAUAGGAAGUAUGGGUUCCUGCUUUAUUUGCUCUUAUCGAUCACUUUUACUUCUAGUAAUGGACUUCACUUUAUAAAUCAUACACCGCAUGUUUGGCUGCUGUAACAUGAGGUCCUAAGUCUGUGGCCCGUCCGCAGGGUGGUCCUGAGGACUGUCAGCAGUCAAACCUACUCUCAGCAAAGAACAGAUGCAGAAGCACAAGACAAAGUAUAAGUAAGCCACCUGUGCUCCAUCCUACUGCAGGUACAUUGGGCAUAUUGGAGGGACCAAAGUUAAUUUUUUGCAAUUGCACAUUUUGCAGUGAAGCAAGUCAACUCAACUUCCCCAAUAGCCUGGAGUAGUCCUGUGUUUUGCUGGUGUUGCUGUGGUCCCACAUCUGGUUCUUGGCAGACAGGUGAGCAGCAUGAGCCCAUCUUUGUUCUUCAGAGUGGUCAGGGUGGUGCACUGCACGCUCCUGUCUUUCCUGUCCCUUUUAGAUGUUGUCUAACAUAAGCUAGAAGCACCACUAAGUUCAAGAUGGGAGACUUUCAUAUUCUGAUAGGUGUAUAAUAGAGAGCAAUUUCUGUGUUUCUGGUAUGCAAAGGUAAGCCCUGCUACCCUGACAGACAUCAAAUGGAAAUCUUCCUUUUGCACAGAGGACUGCUAUGUAACAUGUACACUGCUGGUGAGAGCAAAGCCACAGGUAAGCUCUGCACACAGGCUCUGGUUUGCUUAAGGGGUCAGCCUUGCUGUAUGCUUCAUAGGGAACAAGAGUUCUGAGCAGCAGCCCAUUCUCUGAAAGAUCUCUGGUCUCUCAGCUAAUCAGCUGAGCUGGGAGCUGUUUCAUCUCCCACUGACUACGUCUGCCUGACAGCACUGGCACCACAGAUCUGGACCCAAGAUCCACCCCUAACAUUCCCUGUUCCAUCACAAUGCCAUUUUCAUUGUGCUCUUGGCUAAAUGGAAAUGUAUGAAAGAAAAGGUUUACCUGCUUUUUUUCUGAGAUGAUUUUGCAGUGAUGGCCUGGUUUG